AUGGCAAAUCAACAAAGAAGACAACCUAAUCAUAGUAGUAGUCAACCAUUAUCAAAUAAUGUAUCGUCAAGAAAUCAUAGGUAUAGACAUAAUUACAGGUAUUAUCCUUAUCAUGAAACAGAGAUAAGCUGUUGUAUGAAAUAUUCAGUUUUUGGUUUUAAUGUAUCAUUUUGGAUACUUGGUUUUGCACUUCUUGCUAUUGGAAUAUGGGCACAAAUAGAAAAAACAAAUCCUUAUACACAAUUAAAUAGAUUAUCAAAAUUUUAUUUAGACCCUGCAUGGAUAUUAAUAAUUGUUGGUUCAAUAAUAUUUUUGAUAGGUUUUAGUGGUUGUGUUGGUGCAUUAAGAGAAAAUACAUGUCUUUUGGCAUUAUAUUCAACAAUAUUAGGAUUAAUAUUAAUUGCUGAAUUAAGUUUAGCUAUGUUUGUAUAUGUAUCAAAAGAUUAUAUUGAAGGUGAAUAUCGAUUAAAGUUAGAUGAUAUGAUAAAAAUGUAUAGAGAUGAUCCUGAUUUACAAACUGUUAUAGAUUGGAUGCAACAAGAUUUUCAAUGUUGUGGUAUUAAUGGUGCAGAUGAUUGGGAUUUAAAUAUAUAUUUUAAUGCUUCUGCAACAUCAUUAAAAUCACAGGAAGCUGGUGGUGUACCAUUUUCAUGUUGUGUACAAGGACAUGAUCAAGGUUUAACAAAUUAUGCUUGUGGACAUGGAGCAAGAUUAAAUAAACAAAAUCUUGUUAAAGCAAUAUAUAUUGAGGGUUGUCUCCCAAAAUUACAAUUAUGGCUGGCUAAUAAUUUUAUUUAUUCUGGAUCUUUUUUAAUUGUAAUUUCAGUAACUCAAAUAAUGGGAAUACUUUUUGCACAAUGCCUUCGUGCUGAUAUCUUUGCCCAAAGAGAUAAAUUAAUACGAUCUUAUUAA
Molecule: messenger RNA, 912 nt
Organism: Strongyloides ratti
Lineage: Eukaryota; Metazoa; Nematoda; Chromadorea; Rhabditida; Strongyloididae
Product: Tetraspanin 26A
Exons: 2
Coding region: 1-912 (303 amino acids)
Biological process (GO): protein maturation; protein localization to plasma membrane
Cellular component (GO): membrane
Source: RefSeq, a predicted model, not a curated record